GCUAUAUAAUGGAACACUCCAGUUAUUGACUCCCCCGGCCUGGCAACUGUGUAGAGGGCGUGCCAGACGUACGAGAGCUGCCACCAGUCCAUACCUGCCUAAGGUAUCUGCUUUUACUGUCCUGUGUUCGCGUGCUUCACCUUUGACCAGCACCCACAUCCUCCCAGCACUCCCCCACCACUGCUUCUCUCACCUCUAUUACUUACUCCCAAGACAAAGUGUGAAAAAUAUAAUAAGGUGAGGGUGGGGGGAGAGCGAGAGAGAGGAGUUGCCGGCUUGUGACUAGGUCAUGUGGCAGACGUCUGCUGGUGCAUGCGGCCUUCCACCACGCCCUUAGUUGCCACUACACUAUACUGUCCAGCAUGAGCUGCUCAGUGUUGCAUCAUGUGGAGGCAUGCGUCAAGGGUAACAAGCUAGUUACUCUCCUGACAAAUGGAUUUGGCUUUCGCCCUUUCGCCCAGCGGUUAACUCCUCGUGCCUCCCAGCUGGCCCUCAGGAAUGGCAACUCCAUUUUCGUUGUCACCAGAAGGAACAGCCUGUCAGGCAUCCAGAAUCAACAAGAUGAUAAUGCAACUGUUAAAUGCCAAGCAACAAAUAUAUUUAUUAAUAAUAAGCAAAGCAAUUCACAAUAUUUUUCAGAUAUCAGUAAAAAUAAAGAACAUUUCAAGAAGCUUUCUAGCAAAACCCAUCAAUCUUCCUGCACAGAGGACUCUUGGAACCUCACAAAAGGCUACUGCAACAAUGAGACUGAACCAAAAUCUUUUCUCAAUCAAUAUAAUGAACACUGGACAGCUUUUUGUUGCAGAGAUGAGGCUGCUCACACCAUUGACUCUGUAUUUAAUGUGGCACUGGUGGUGAAGGAUGUGGACAGUGUGACAGAGCUAGUCAGGUCCCAGGGAGGACAGGUGCUUAGAGAGCCAGCAGAUAUAUCAGAUGAUUUUGGUCAUGUCAGGUACUCGAUAGUGACCUCUUGCUGUGGUAAUAUAGUACACACUUUAAUAAAUAAAAAUAAUUAUAAGGGUGAUUUCUUGCCAGGAUAUGAAACCACAGAAGAUUUGAAUGAAUAUGCCGGGCAGGAGAAUAAAGUCAAUAAACAUCUUUUUGACAACUGUAUUUCUUUUGCAAACAAUGUUAAUUCACCAUCUGUUAUACAGGACAUCAAUGUAUCUGAUGGAAUUCCAAAGCAAAAAUAUAUGGAUUUACACAAAUUUACCUCUUCUUUGGACAAAGUGGCCACACCCAUACAGCGUCCAAAUGACCAUGUCCCAAUCUUAACACAUUUUGAUCAUAUCACCUAUGUGUGUGAAGCUGGAAAAUCUAAAGAUUUAAUUGCCUGGUAUGAAAAAUGCUUUGGAAUGCAGAGAUUUAUGGCCAAUCGUGAAGAAAAUGUUGAGGAAGGGUUUGUCCUGGGCGGCAAUAUUGGUCUACGACUCAAGGUCCUCGAGUACUGGCAGUGUGCCGAGACGGGCUUGGCCUUCCCCACUGCUUCCACAGGUGAUUCCUCAUUAAAACUGGUGAUUGCUGAGCCUCUACCAGAUGUCAGUGAAAGCCAAAUAAACAGCUUCCUUCAAGCACACAAGGGCCCUGGAAUACAACAUAUUGCAUUACACACUCCCACCAUGACUGCUACUGUCAAGCAAAUCAGCGAUAAAGGAAUAGCAUUUAGGAAACCUCCACCAGUAUAUUAUCAAGAGGGUAUCAAAUUGGAAGAAAUUGAAGAAGCAGGUCAUGGCGAGGAGGUUAAUCUUUUCAAAGAACUUGGGAUCUUGUUGGAUUCAGAAAUAGAUGUCUUUGGAAAUAAUGAAGUUCCUGAUGAAAAGAGUUACCUGAUGCAAGUGUUCACUAUGCCCCUCUUUGAAGAAGACACGUUCUUCUUGGAAAUAAUCCAGCGCUGUGGUGCUACAGGCUUUGGUGCAGGAAAUAUAACCGCUCUUGCAAAGUCCAUUAUACUUUACAAUGAACAAGCUAAAAGGAAUGAGCUUAAGGAAUAAUCAUAAAAAGCUUUAAUAGCAAGUAAAUAAAAAUCAGAGAAAAUGUAAACAGUAUUUUGGUCCCAAACAAAUUUUCUGAUUUACUCAUUACUUAAUAAACUAUUGCACAUUUUUUUGUGUACAAGUAAUUUUAUUUAUCAUAAACUUGAACACAAAACAAAAUCAACAAAAUGUGGAACCAUUAAAAUAAAAUGAUAAUUGUUUACAUAUUUUCUAGAUGAGUUUUGCCUUCUGUGAUGAUUAAUAAUAUGGAUUUUGAAGAUCAAGUGUAGACAAAUCUUUGUUAGUCAUGUAUUACAUUAUACAUGGUCAGCAGUACCAGUUAUAUAUUGUAUAUAUAUUCAUUCCCACCAUGUACAUAAAAGUGGGAAACAGAGUUAUGAUAAUAAAUGUACUGAACGUA
Messenger RNA from Procambarus clarkii (red swamp crayfish), 2394 nucleotides. Its product is annotated as 4-hydroxyphenylpyruvate dioxygenase-like protein. NCBI's taxonomy places the organism in Eukaryota, Metazoa, Arthropoda, Malacostraca, Decapoda, Cambaridae. Gene Ontology annotation, molecular function: 4-hydroxyphenylpyruvate dioxygenase activity. The record is from RefSeq and is a predicted model, not a curated record. Gene Ontology annotation, biological process: aromatic amino acid metabolic process.